Rhizopus microsporus ATCC 52813 is the source of this 2133-nucleotide messenger RNA. Its product is annotated as methylenetetrahydrofolate reduct. The record is from RefSeq and is a predicted model, not a curated record. Lineage: Eukaryota; Fungi; Mucoromycota; Mucoromycetes; Mucorales; Rhizopodaceae. Gene Ontology annotation, cellular component: cytosol. Gene Ontology annotation, molecular function: FAD binding; methylenetetrahydrofolate reductase [NAD(P)H] activity. Gene Ontology annotation, biological process: tetrahydrofolate interconversion. The transcript has 4 exons. The coding region runs from base 153 to 1949 and encodes 598 amino acids.
GAUAAGUUCAUAACUUGAAUGCCAACAGAUAAGCUUCUUUAUAUCUGUGCCACUUGACAUCAAUGCUUAUAUAGAUUGAUAGCUUUUUAGUCUCUCUUUUUUUUCUUUUCUCCUUUUUUUCUCUUUUUUUCUCUCUUUUUACAUUUAACAUCAUGAAGGUUAUUGAUAAAAUCAAAAAGGCUGAGGCAGAAAAUAGAUCCUUUUGGUCCUUUGAAUACUUUCCACCCAAGACGCCUCAGGGUGUUCAAAAUCUCUAUGACCGUAUGGAAAGAAUGCAACGUUAUGGCCCUGAAUUUAUUGAUGUCACUUGGGGCGCAGGUGGAACAUCUGCUGAAUUGACAACAGAGAUUGUUGCCACUGCACAAUCUGUCUAUGGUUUGGAAACAAUGAUGCAUUUGACAUGUACAAACAUGCCCAUUCAACAAAUUGAUGACGCAUUAGAGGCUGCUAAAAAGUGUGGAUGUCAAAACAUCUUGGCUUUACGUGGAGACCCACCCAAGGGUCAGGCCAAUUGGGAAUCAUGUGAAGACGGAUUUGAACAUGCAAUUGAUCUUGUACGUUAUAUUCGUAAAAAGUACGGAGACUAUUUCUGUAUUGCUGUUGCAGGCCAUCCUGAGGGUCACAUCGAUAACCCCGAUAAAGAAGACGAUCUUUUGAGAUUGAAAGAAAAGGUGGAUGCUGGUGCCGACCUUGUUGUCACACAGCUCUUUUUCGAUGUAGACAUGUUUAUUGAAUUCUAUAAAAAGGCUCGUGCGAUUGGUAUCACUGUUCCCAUCUUACCUGGUGUGUUCCCUAUUCAAAACUACAGUGGAUUGAAGCGAGUGAUUGCAUUCAACGACAACUUUGUACCACAAAAGAUCUGGGAUGACCUCGAACCUAUCAAGGAUGAUGAUACAGCUGUCAAGGAAUAUGGUAUCAACCUUGCUGUUGAGUUCAUCAAACGAUUCCGUGAGGUCGGCAUCAACGGUUUCCACCUCUAUACUUUCAACCUCGAACGAUCUUCUCGUCUUGUUCUCGAGCGACUUGAACUCGUGGCUCCUCUCGAAAGUAUCAAGCCUUUGCCUUGGUCUCCCUCACUCAAUACCAAACGUGCCAAGGAAAAUGUGCGUCCUAUCUUUUGGAAGAAUCGUACCAAGAGCUACAUCCAACGUACAGAAACAUGGGAUGAAUUUCCUAAUGGUCGAUGGGGUGACUCUCGUUCGCCUGCCUUUGGUGAAUUAGAUGGCUGGGGUAUUAACCUUCGAUACCCCGUUGAACAGUGUGUCAACAUGUGGGGUACUCCCAAGUCUGUGGAUGAUGUUGCCUUGACCUUUGCUCGUUACUGUAAGGGUGAAAUUUCUGGUAUUCCCUGGAGUUCUCAGCAACUCGAUCCUGAAACUGACAUCAUUCGUCAGCGCUUAGCUGCCAUCAACUUGCUUGGUUACUUUACCAUCAACUCUCAACCUGCAGUCAAUGGUGUCAAGAGCUGUCAUCCCAUCUAUGGUUGGGGUCCCAAGAACGGAUAUGUCUAUCAAAAGGCUUAUCUCGAAUUCUUUGUUUCACCAGAGAAGCUGAAUGAGUUGAUCGACAAGAUCAGUCAGAAUCCUCAAGUGACUUACUAUGCCGUCAACAAACAAGGCGAUCUUCGUACAAACACAACAAGUGAUGAACCCAAUGCUGUCACCUGGGGCGUCUUCCCUGGUAAAGAAAUCAUUCAACCUACCAUUGUUGAAUCUGUUGCUUUCAUGGCUUGGAAGGAUGAAGCAUUUGAACUCUGGAAUCGAUGGGCUCGUAUUUAUGAACGUGAUAGUGAAUCAGCCAAGCUUAUUUUAGAUAUCACAGAUAGUUACUAUUUAAUUAAUAUCGUUCACAAUGAUUUCCAAGAUGAAAACGGUAUUUGGAGAUUGUUUGACUUGGAAAUCGAUGGUGAAAUCUCUCGUAAAUUAUUACAGUCAAGCGUUGCUCGUUAAGCAAUAUUGUAUAAUCCCCCAUUGUAUUCAACAUGCCUCCCUCUUUUCAUAUAUAUACAUUUUUACACUAUAUACAUAUGCACACAAAUCUGAAGUUUUGAAAACUCACUGUUAAUAGUAUUCAACUACCAUAAAAUUUAAUAUAAAGGCUUUUAAACAAUUAAAUUAUCUUGAUACAUUCGAC